AUGCCUGAGACGACCGGCACUUCGCCCUCCAGCGGCGACAACACGUCCGCCCAGCCAAAGUCUGGUUUCUGGGCCGAGAUCGAGUCCCUCAAGACGCCCGCGGUCAAGGACGUCGCCCCCGCGCCCAAGGUCGGAUCACCCGCGCCGUCCACGGCUCAGAUACCCCUGCCCGACGGCCGCAAGACCCUUGUCGUCUUCCUCCGCCACUGCGGCUGCCCGUUCGCCGAAAAGACAUUCAAGUCCCUCACUGCAAUCUCGGACCAGCACAAGGACGACCUGCACUGCGUCGCCGUCUCGCACUCGUCCGCCGAGGCCACCGAGCGCUGGGUGCCUCAGGUCGGCGGCGCGUGGCAGACUGACGUUGUCGUCGACGAGGGCCGCGACGUCUACGCCAAAUGGGGCCUUGGCCUCUCGAGUGCGUGGCAUGCCUUCAACCCUUUUGCUCUCUACUCCGUCUAUCGUCUUGGUGCCGACGAGGGCAUCUGGAACAGGCCCACCGAGAGCGGCAGCCGCUGGCAGACCAGCGGUGCCUUUGCUGUCGACGCCGACGGCACUAUCCGCUGGGCGCAUGUCUCUAGUGCCGCGAAUGACCUCCCCGACUUCAACGCGGCGCUCGAUGCUCUUGGUAUCGAGCCCAAGGAUGAGCAGCACGAUAAGCAUGAGAAGCACCACCACCACCACCACCACAAGUAG
Messenger RNA from Purpureocillium lilacinum, 693 nucleotides. RefSeq lists its product as uncharacterized. NCBI's taxonomy places the organism in Eukaryota, Fungi, Ascomycota, Sordariomycetes, Hypocreales, Ophiocordycipitaceae. The record is from RefSeq and is a predicted model, not a curated record.